AUGAGGUCCAUGGCGACCGCAACGCUCUUCAUCGCCGCCGUUGUCCUCCUCCUCGCCGUCCGGGACGGCCAUUGCGCGCAAUUGUGCAUGGACUCGACGUUCCCGCGGGCGGUCAACGGGUCCCUCUCCUUCUGCGGCUACAGCGGCACGGCCUGCUGCAACGCGACUGACGACGCUGCCGUCCAGAAGCAGUUCGCCGCCAUGAACAUCUCCGGCACGCCGUGCGGCGACCUCGUCAAGUCCAUCCUCUGCGCGAGAUGCAACCCCUACGCCGGCGAGCUGUUCACCGUCGAGAAGACCCCCCGGACGGUGCCUCUGCUGUGCAACUCCACGGGCGCGGCGAGCCGGGUGAGCGGCGUGGCCGCGGCUACAGGGUACUGCGCGGAGGUGUGGGACACCUGCAAGGACGUGUCCAUCCCGGGGUCGCCGUUCCAGCCGCCCAAGGGCGGCGCGACGGCGCCGAAGCUCACCGAGGUGUGGCAGUCGGAGGGCGACUUCUGCGGCGCGCUGGGCGGCGAGCCCAUCUGCUUCGACGGCGAGGCCGCGGCGUUCAACACGACCCGCGUCGUGCCGCCCGUGAACGGCAUGUGCCUGGAGCGCGUCAGCAACGGGUCGUACAUCAACAUGGCGGCGCACCCGGACGGCUCCAACCGCGUGUUCCUCAGUACCCUGGCCGGCAAGGUGUUCCUGGCCACCGUGCCGCCGCAUGGCUCCGGCAAGCAGCUAGAGCUGGACGUAGCCAACCCGUUCCUGGACAUCACCGACGAGGUGCACUUCGACAACGAGUUCGGCCUCCUCGGCAUGGCCUUCCACCCGGACUUCGCCAAGAACGGCCGCUUCUUCGUCUCCUACAGCUGCGACAAGACGCAGUCGGCGUCGUGCUCCGGCCGGUGCGCGUGCAACUCCGACAUCGGCUGCGACCCGUCCAAACUCGGCGCCGACAACGGCGCGCAGCCGUGCCAGUACCAGAGCGUCAUCGCAGAGUACACCGCCAAUUCCUCCGCCGGCUCGCCGUCGACGGCCACCUCCGCGAACCCCACGGAGGCGAAGAGGAUCAUGACGCUCGGGCUGCCGUUCACGACGCACCACGGCGGGCAGAUCCUCUUCGGCCCGGCCGACGGCUACAUGUACUUCAUGAUGGGCGACGGCGGCAGCGUGGGCGACCCGUGGAACUUCGCGCAGAACAAGGGGACCAUGCUCGGGAAGAUCGUUCGGAUCGACGUCAACGACAUGCCAAGUGGUAACAGCACCCCCGGCUGGGGAAACUACGGUAUCCCCAAGGACAACCCCUUCUCCGUGGACCCCGAGUUCGCGCCAGAGGUGUUCGCCCUCGGCUUCAAGAACCCAUGGCGCUGCAGCUUCGACUCCGGCAAGCCUUCCAACUUAUUCUGCGCCGACGUCGGAACGUCUUUGGCCGAGGAGGUCGAUCUGGUGGUGAAGGGCGGGAACUACGGGUGGCGCGUGUUCGAGGGCCAGCAGCCGUACCCGGCGCUGUCCACCCCCGGCGGGAACACCACUGCCGAUUCUAUCAACGCCAUCUCGCCAGUCAUGGGCUACACCCACAACAGCGUCAACAACAACGUCGGCUCCGCCUCCAUCACCGGCGGCUACGUCUACCGCUCCAUGACCGACCCCUGCCUCAACGGAAGGUACAUCUACUCGGACCUGUACGCGCAGGCCAUGUGGUCGGGGCUCGAGACGCCGGAGAACAGCGGGGUGUUCAACCAGACGCCACUGACGUUCGCCUGCUCCAAAACGUCGCCGAUCCCGUGCGAAGUCGCGGCUAAGAGCCCUCUCCCGUCGCUAGGCUACAUCUUCUCCUUCGGCGAAGACAACGCCAAAGACUUAUACCUGCUCAACAGCAAGGGCGUGUACCGGGUGGUCGACCCCAGCAGCUGCAACUACGCCUGCCCGAUAAAGAGCUCCGCCAACACGGGGUCCCCGCCGCCUGCAGCGUCGCCGAGCUCGGCGUUCAGAGCGCGGAGUCCCGCCAUGGCGCCGAUGCUCUUGGUGGGAGCGCUACUUGUGCUGUUGGGCUUGGGUUUUUGA
This is a messenger RNA of Lolium rigidum, 2049 nucleotides long. RefSeq names its product HIPL1 protein-like. The transcript has 7 exons. The record is from RefSeq and is a predicted model, not a curated record. NCBI's taxonomy places the organism in Eukaryota, Viridiplantae, Streptophyta, Magnoliopsida, Poales, Poaceae. The coding region runs from base 1 to 2049 and encodes 682 amino acids.